AUGGCAUCUCAAAACGAGAGAUUUGCUAAGGAUGAGAAGAGGGAGGUACUAGAUACGGUGGCACAGAAUGCUGGAGUGUUUUCGUUGUCACUGAGAUCGACGACUUCUUUGGUUUCAAAUCAGCAUCACAUAGUUGGCAUCAGGCAUGUCCGCACUCACUCGGGGAAGCUCGAGCGAGUGAUGCAAUGUAGUCUUGAUGGACUGUGCACUUUGGGAGAAUUUCUUAAUACUCGAUCGAGUUCGUGCCUUGAUAGAAGUGACCCAAACUAUAAUAGUGGCGAGCAGGAAUCUUAUCAUCUAGAAGGUGCUACCAUUUUCAACCCAUUGGAUGACUAUAAAAAGUCUGUGACUACAAUUAUCAAGGAAUACUUCAACAUUGGAGAUGUGGACUUGGUAGCCUCUGAUCUAAAAAGCCUCGAGUCCAAUGAGCACCAUCCCUACUUUGUUAAGAAGCUUGUGUCCAUGGCUAUGGAUAGACAUGACAGAGAGAAAGAGAUGGCCUCAAUUUUGCUAUCAACCUUAUAUGCUAGUGUGAUAAGCUCUACUCAAAUUAGCCAAGGCUUUGUUAUGCUUCUUGAAUCCGCAGAUGAUUUGGUGAUUGACAUACUUGAUGCAGUUGAUAUCUUAGCUCUCUUCAUAGCCCGUGCAAUUGUUGAUGAAAUACUACCUCCAGCUUUUCUUCUUCGAGCAAAGAGAACAUUGUUCAUGUCCUCUUUAGGGCUUCUAAUUUUACAAACCACUGAAAAAAAAUAUCUAUCAGUUCCACACCAUGCAGAGUUUGUUCAACAACGAUGGGGUGGUAGUACCCAUGCCACUGUUGAAGUAGUUAAGAAAAAGAUUUUAGACCUAUUGAGAGAAUAUAUUCAGAGUGGAGAUGUGAAAAAAGCCUGCAGGUGUAUUAAGGACCUAGAAGUUUCAUUCUACCAUCAUGAGGUUGUGAAACAGGCUUUGAUCCUUGCCAUGGAGAUAAAGACUUCAGAGAAACUGAUAUUGAAGCUACUAAAAGAAGCUACUGAAGAAUGUCUAAUCAGUUCUUGUCAGAUGUUGAAAGGAUUUUCCCGAAUCAUUGAUAGUCUCGAUGAUUUGACACUUGAUAUUCCCUUAACCAAAGAUACCUUUCAGUUACUAGUUCCAAAAGCAAUCUCUGAAGGAUGGCUUGAUUCUUCAUUCUUGGUCACAUUUUCUAAUGCAGCUGGCGAAAAUAGACAUGAGAAUGAGAAGAAGUUAAGGCAUUUUAAGGAAGAAUCUAUAAAGAUAAUUUGUGAGUAUUUUUUGUCAGAUGAUAUACCUGAGCUUAUCAAAAGCCUUAAAGAUCUUGCUGCUCUAGAAUACAAUCCUAUUUUCCUCAAAAAAUUGAUAAGACUUGCAAUGGAUAGGACAAUUAGAAAAAAGGAAAUGACUUCUAUUCUCCUAUUUGAACUUCAUCUUGAGGUCUUCUCAAGCGAAGAUUUUGUGAAUGGAUUUAUAAUGCUUUUGGAGUCUGUGGAGGACACUAGACUAGACAUUUUAGAUGUCUCAAAUGAGCUAGCUUUUUUCCUAGCUAGAGCAGUGAUUGAUGAGGUAUUGGUCCCAUUCGAUUUAGAUGAAAUUAAUAGUAAGCUCCCACGCAAUUGCAGUGGUAGAGAAGUUGUUCGGAUGGCUCGCUCACUUAUUUCUGCACGUCAUGGUGGAGAGAGGAUACUAAGAUGCUGGGGUGGUGGCAUCGGUUGGGCAUUGGAGGAUGUAAAGGACAAAAUUGCAAAACUUCUAGAAGAAUAUGAGAGUGGAGGUGAUCUAAGGGAAGCUUGUCAUUGCAUUCGUAACCUUGCUAUGCCUUUCUUCAAUCAUGAAGUAGUAAAGAGAACUUUGGUUAUGGCAAUGGAAAAGAAAAAUGAUGGCCUCCUAUUUCUACUAGAAGAGUGCUAUGGUGAAGGGUUGAUUACCAUCAAUCAGAUGACAAAAGGCUUCUCUAGGGUCAGAGAUGGCCUAGAUGAUCUAGCCCUUGAUAUCCCAAAUGCAGGACAAAGUUUUGACUUAUAUGUAGAGCAUGCCAUGAAGCAUGGAUGGCUCUUACCAUCCUUCAAUGCUGGUACACUAUAGUCUC
Messenger RNA from Phoenix dactylifera (date palm), 2083 nucleotides. The record is from RefSeq and is a predicted model, not a curated record. Lineage: Eukaryota; Viridiplantae; Streptophyta; Magnoliopsida; Arecales; Arecaceae.